AUGUCACACCGUGGAGGAGGUGGACGUGGAAGGGAUAAUUUUAACUGGAGUAAACCAUCAAAUAAGGCGUUUAGACCGCGAGGCUUACGCGGAAGAGAUAUUGGUCUUUACUACAGAGAUCAGCACAUAAGGGGAAAAAAGCUCCCUAAAGGAGAUAUUAUAAUACACCUAACUAUUCCACCAGCCAUAAUCACAAUACUAGAAAAUAACAUAGAAUCAAUAAAGAAAUUGGCAGAGAUAUCCAAAAUAUCAAUUCCUAGGUUUUCAGGAUUAAAUUUGGCUAAAAGAGAGAAUCCAACACUGGAAAAUGACUUUUCAUCUGAUGUGGCUUCUUCUGUUAUUACUAAAAAAAAGAAUGCUGUACCUAAAGGAAAGCUUAAAAAUAUACAUCUUAUGAGUAGUCCAAGUACUUCAGCUAAUUCCUAUCUCGGAGAAGAUGAAUAUGCCAAAGUAAAGAUUGAGAAUGAAAGUAACCAAAUGUUUUCUGAUCAUGAUGCAACUCCCAUGGAAACAAUUGAAAAUGUCCAAACUGCACAGAUGGAUCUUGCAGUGAAGGAAGAGGAUGCAUCAGAUCAAAGGCAGUUAUCAUUAAGAGGUGCUGGUGACUUCAAAUAUGGCUAUGAAGAUAUUAUCACUGGAACAUUUGAUGAAAAACUCGAUGAAUGUCUCGCUAAAGGGGUCUCAAUCACAAAAAACAGCACAGAUGCUAACAAUCUAAGUAUUGUAUUGUAUGAAGAUUAUAAAAAUAUGUUAAAUAUGAAGGACUAUAAAAAGUUUAAACAGUUCCGUGAAACUCUUCCAACUUAUAAAAAAUCAACAGAAUUAUUAGAAGUCAUUAAUAGUAAUCAAGUUAUAGUCAUUAGCGGUGAAACAGGGUGUGGCAAAUCUACACAGGUGCCACAAUUAAUUUUAGAUGAGGCUAUCAACAAUAAAAAGGGUGCUUAUGUGAAGAUCUUAGUUACUCAACCGAGGCGCAUAGCAGCUUCUUCCUUGGCUAUGAGAGUAGCUCAAGAGCGAUCGGAAUCUAUGGGUGCUUCUGUAGGAUAUGCAGUUAGAUUAGAAAAAGUGGAUGCAAGAGCUCGUGGUAGUAUAAUGUUUUUUACCACAGGAAUACUACUAGCUACUUUAGAAGUGGACCAGGGCUUAACAAACUAUACUCAUGUCAUACUUGAUGAGGUACAUGAGAGAGACUGUGAUAUUGAUCUGGCCAUGUUUAUGUUAAAAAAGGUCCUUCAAAAACGCAAAGACUUAAAACUAAUCCUGAUGAGCGCUACUAUCGAUGCGGAUACCCUAUCUUUUUACUUCAACAAUUGUCCCAUGAUUCACAUAGAGGGAUUAGCAUACCCAGUUAAAGAUAUUUAUUUGGAAGAUGUUCUAGAAAUGACUAAAUUUAAGUUGCCUUUUGUGGACAACAAAGUCCAGAAAAAUGUAAAGCCUUGGCAUAGAAAUAAAAAGAAAAAGUUGGCUAACGAAAUGGAGAAGGAGAUACAAUAUCGUGCAGAAAUCAGUCCUUGGUUGCAGUCAAUCAAGAGAAAAAUAAAUCACGAAGUCUACCAAACGUUACAAGAUUAUAGAAUUGAAGCGUUGAAUAUUGAUUUAAUACAUGACCUUUUAGUACACAUUUGUAAAGGGCCACCAGGAGCUAUUCUCGUUUUUCUACCAGGCAUUGUUGAUAUCACUAAGCUCUUGAAGGCUAUGUCGGAAAGAAAAUGUUUCCCGAACUCAAAUUACGAGAUUUAUCCUUUGCAUUCAAAGCUACCUUCACUACAACAACAUAAAAUAUUCGAAAGACCGCCGGCCAAUGUGAGGAAGAUAAUUGUCGCAACGAAUAUUGCAGAAACGUCUAUAACUAUUGACGAUAUUGUGUAUGUCAUUGAUAGUGGGAAAAUGAAAUAUAGUGGUCUGAAUGUUGAGGAGAAUAUUUCCACCUUAGAGACUUCGUGGAUUUCUCAAGCGAAUUUACGGCAAAGGCGUGGUCGUGCCGGUCGAUGUCAGCCAGGCAUCUGCUAUCACCUUUUGACGUCAUACCGAGCUAGAACACUUGAUGAUCGCCUUCUUCCCGGCAUUCAAAGAGACCCAUUACUAGAGCCGGUGUUAGCUAUAAAACGCCUGCGAUUAGGGAUUGCAGAUGAAGCGUUAAAAAUGAUGCCAGCGCCCCCUGCGGACAGAACUGUACAAUCAGCGAUCAAACAUUUACAACAGUGCGGUGCGCUAGACUAUGCAGAAAAGUUAACUCCUCUCGGGUGGCAUUUAGCACGAUUACCAGUGCAUCCGGCAGCCGGUAAAUUGUUGCUACUGGGGGCAUUGUUUGGCUGUCUCAACCGAGCCGCCAGCGUAGCCGCCGUAUGGGGUUUUAAAGAUCCAUUCCAGCUUGUCAUUGGAAAAGAAGAAGAAGUUGAUGAAGCCAAAAAAAUGUUCUCACUGGGAGCAGGGAGUGACCACAUUGCAAUAUCAGAAGCAAUUAUGCAAUGGGAAAGUCUACCCUCGUCGUACCAGAAACGUGAUUUUGCAUACGAUAACUUUAUGGCCAAUAAUACUCUAGAACUAUUAUUUGACAUGAAGACUCAGUUUGGUGACAAUUUGAAACAAAUGGGUUUUUUAGCAUCUGGAGAUAUAUUAUCUUCGUGGGAAAACCGGAACACGGAUAAUUUAAGCCUAUUUAAAGCUAUAGUUGCAGCAUCACUUUACCCUAAUAUAGCUACAGCUAAAUGGGUAAAUUUAAAUGCCCGCAACCCUAACAAAGUGGUUAGAGUAAAGGCAAAGACACCCGAAGAUGGUUUUAUAUACAUUCAUCCAAGCAGUGUAAUGGCUGUUAAAAAACCAAGGCGGGGUCAUUUACCGAUUUCACCGUGCAUGAAUCCUGGAGCCAGCUGGUUAGUGUACUGGCGCAAACAACGCUCGACUGAACUAUAUUUACACGAAGUAACACUGGUACACACUUUGCCAUUGCUUUUCUUUGGAGAACUGACUGUGACAGAAGCUGAAAACCCGGAUGAAUGUUAUAUCUCGAUAACAUCAGUUAAAGUAUGCUGCAAGAUUCGCACCACGGAGCUACUAUUUCAGAUGCGGGGAUUAUUAGAUCAAGUCUUAGCAUCAAAAAUCGGCGUAUCUAGUACACAUGCGACAUUACAAAACCCAUUUGAAGAACAAGUUUUGGAUGCCGUGAUACAGUUGAUAACAGCCGAGGAGGAGCGUGCUGAUUACCUCAAUGACGACGACGAUCCUUCAGAAUCAGAUAAUUCUGAGAUCGAAUCAUAUACGUCUGGGCGGCGAUAA
Arctia plantaginis is the source of this 3276-nucleotide messenger RNA. NCBI's taxonomy places the organism in Eukaryota, Metazoa, Arthropoda, Insecta, Lepidoptera, Erebidae. The record is from the annotation of a GenBank genome assembly.